Cucurbita pepo subsp. pepo (vegetable marrow) is the source of this 846-nucleotide messenger RNA. Lineage: Eukaryota; Viridiplantae; Streptophyta; Magnoliopsida; Cucurbitales; Cucurbitaceae. The record is from RefSeq and is a predicted model, not a curated record.
AUGCCGACGGUUCCCAUGCUGCGAUAUUGGCUAUCCGAGCACCCUUCCAUUGUCAACUUCCGUUGGAGCCACUCCCAAUCAUGGGGCUCCACGUGGCCCUUCCUCGUCGCCGCCGUCACCUUCUACGUCGUUGCCGCUGUCAUCCUCCAUCUUCUAAUGAUCCUCCUACGCCGCGUUCGCCAGGUCCCACUCGGCCCCAUUCCGGCCAUCCAUAGUCUCUCCAUGGCCGUAAUCUCGGCAGUCGUCUUCACCGGAAUCCUCCUCUCCGCCGCGGCGGAAAUUCGUGACACCCGCUGGCUCUGGCGGCGGAGCAGAACCAAAACCACUCCGUUUCAGUGGCUGCUCUGUUUCCCGAUCGGCACACGCUCCUCUGGGCGCGUGUUCUUCUGGUCGUACAUUUUUUACCUCUCCCGAUUCCUCCACCUAAUCCGCACCUUUUUGACCGUUCUCCGCCGCCGCCGUCUCCCAUUCUUUCACCUCUUCAACCAGUCGAUCCUCAUCCUCACUUCCUUCCUUUGGCUGGAAUUUUCACAGUCUUUUCAAAUCCUCGCGAUUCUCUCUACCACCCUCCUCCAUUUCCUCGUCUACGGCUACCGGUUCUUGACGUCCGUCGGGCUCCUGGCCACGUGCUUCCGGUUCGUACUCAAUUGCCAGGCGGCUCUGCUUUCCUGCAACUUGCUCUGCCAUUUUGGGGUGUUUUUGUUUCACGUUCUGAAAGGCGGGUGCAAUGGCAUUGGCGCUUGGAUCUGCAACUCUGUGCUUAAUUCCGCCAUUCUUUUGCUGUUCGUGAAGUUCUACAAGGAAAAUCGUUGCGAUGGGAUUCAUAAGAACCCACCCAGAUUCUGA